This is a messenger RNA of Saccoglossus kowalevskii, 1549 nucleotides long. RefSeq lists its product as uncharacterized. Gene Ontology annotation, biological process: aromatic amino acid metabolic process. Gene Ontology annotation, molecular function: carbon-carbon lyase activity. Lineage: Eukaryota; Metazoa; Hemichordata; Enteropneusta; Harrimaniidae. The record is from RefSeq and is a predicted model, not a curated record.
AUGCUCUAUAGGCUGAUUUGUCGCUGGUGCCAGUGCUAAUCACAGUGGGGUCUGACGCCGUUCGGCCGGCAGAUGGUUACUCAUUCACAAAGUGUCCUUCCUACUCGCCACACACACGAUGGCCAACGGGUCCCAUUUCUCAAAGUUCGAACCUUACCGCGUGAAAACGGUGGAAAAGAUAAAAACCACAACGCGCCAAGAAAGAGAAAAGAUCCUGAGAGAGGCUCACAAUAACAUGUUUUAUAUAAAGGCAGAUGACGUCAUGAUUGAUUUACUGACUGAUUCGGGUACAUCGGCAAUGAGUACAGAACAGUGGUCAGCACUAAUGAGAGGCGAGGAGAGCUACGCUGGAUCGCCAAGUUACUAUCGACUUGAGAAGACCGUAAAAUAUAUCACUGGCUAUGAUGAGGUAAUGCCCACACAUCAAGGAAGGGCUGCCGAAAACAUUCUCUUCUGCAACGUCGUAAAGCAAGGUGAUAUCGCUAUCAGCAACGGAUUCUUUGACACGACAGGGGCCCAUGUUCAAAACAACGGCGGCAUUGUCAUGAAUAUACCAUCAUUUACAAAAGAAACGAUAUUCACGGACGCCAAGUUCAAGGGUAACAUUGACAUCUCUAAGCUUGCAGAGUUACUAGUGACUAACAGUUGUCGGGUAUGUUUUGUUAUAAUGACGGUGACCAAUAAUAUAGGAGGAGGCCAACCAGUUAGUAUGGCUAACAUACGAGACACUUCAGCCAUCUGUAAGCGGUACAACGUUCCUCUCUACUUUGAUGCGUGCAGAUAUGCCGAGAAUUCCUACUUCAUACAAAAAUAUGAAGAUGAAUACCGGGACAAAACUAUAGUUGAAAUCGCAAGGGAAAUGUUUUCCUAUGGAGCCGGGUGCACCAUGUCCGCAAAGAAAGAUGGCCUUGCAAAUAUUGGUGGUUACCUGGCUCUACGCGACUCCCAUCUCGCCAGAGAAUGCCGACAGGAUUUGAUAUUGAAAGAAGGAUUUCCAACGUAUGGGGGUUUAUCCGGUCGUGAAAUGGAGACUAUCGCUGUUGGUCUCAUGGAAGCCCUCGAUGAAGAAUACCUCGAGUAUCGCAUCGGACAGGUUGCUUAUUUAGGCGAACUUCUCAUCGAAGCUGGUAUUCGUAUUGUACACCCGACUGGAGGUCAUGCUGUCUACGUCGACGCCACCUCUGUACUUCCACACAUACCAUCCUUGGGGUAUCCUGGGGUGGCUCUUUGUGGUGCGCUUUUUCUGGAAGGUGGGAUACGUGCUUUUGAGAUAGGCUCAUUACUGCAAGGGAAGCAGCCGAAUGGCAGUGAAAAAGCAGUCGGUCUGGAGCUUGUCCGUCUGUGCAUACCACGGCGGGUGUAUAACCGCUCCCAUAUGAGGUACGUUGCAGAUGUUCACAAAUACGUGAAAGACCAUGCUGAGAAUUAUACCGGCCUUAGAAUAUCGUGGGAAUCGACGCGUCUGCGCCAUUUUACCGUGAAACUGGAAAAGAUCUCGAGUGAGAAUAGGAGGAACAAAUCCGACGAUAUUAAGCAAAACGGUUAUUGA